Aspergillus japonicus CBS 114.51 is the source of this 2869-nucleotide messenger RNA. Its product is annotated as putative GTPase activating protein (Gyp3). Lineage: Eukaryota; Fungi; Ascomycota; Eurotiomycetes; Eurotiales; Aspergillaceae. The transcript has a single exon. The record is from RefSeq and is a predicted model, not a curated record. Bases 187 to 2580 code for a protein of 797 amino acids.
UACUUCAACUUCCCUUCGUUUCCUAUCAUUUGAACCUGGUCUCUUCUGUCAACCUCUGUCCACCCGCUGUCCACCCGCUGAAUCGGUCAUUGGAAAUCGUCGAUUCGCCUGCGUUCGCCCGUCCGAUCAUCGCUCAGUGUUGUCGACAAAUGUCCAGCGGGAACUGGGGUUCAACAGCUCGUGGCCAUGGUCACAGGAAAUGCAGACUUUCGUUAUCCGCCGCCCCCUGCUGGCGCGCAUGAUAUCCCUAGCCGGCGCAGAAUCCCGAACCCACCCCGCCUGGAUCCUCUGAGACUCAACCCUCCCUUUCCACGACCGGCGACGGCGGACGGCCCUCGGCCGCCCUUCUCCCCUCACCCUCCUCCUCCUGUGCCUCGUUCCCCCCGGGUCCGCCCACCAAUCCCACCGCCGUCCGAUCCCUCAUGGCGCUCGGUCUCCCCCUUACCUGUGGAGGAUGACGACUUGGUCAUUCGCCAACAGGCUUACCGCUCCCCCACCUUUCCCCUGCAGCCGCCUGUUCGGUCUAGGGCCGCCCCCCGAGAAGGGGAGGUGGAUCGUCCACCUUACCGGAAGUCCCCGCCUGCUCCGCCAGCGUUGCGCACGUCCAAUUCUACGUCGAAGCUACAUAGCAUGCGUCCGCAGCUGCACCCUCAUCGAAAUCGAGAACGCCGGCCAGACGAAUCCGCCGCCUUGAGACUGCCCCGAAUCAUCCCGCCUGGGACAUACGCCGAGAUGCGCGGGCAAGAUGCUCUUCGAUCCAGCGUGAACUCGGCCAUGACCUCGCGGUCGAGCAUUGAACAUGCCAGCGGAACCGAGCGGAGCAGUGUCCUGACCAAAAGUAGCUCGAUCACCGAUCUGUCGCCCGAUACCCCGGAUGGCUCCUAUGAUAAGGAGGGUGGGAUGAGUGUGGAAGAUGCCAUCUCAAUGUACCUGGAUGGCUUCAGCGAUGUCACCGAAGAACCGGGAUCGCCUGGGGUAUAUGACUCCUCUGGAUUUUAUGAUGAAAGCAAGGCGAGGCCAUUGAGUCCACGUCCACCCACGGAGAUCACCCUCGAUGAUUGUCAUAGCUCGGAUGAGCAUUCGCCUGAACUGGAACCCACCGAAGAUGUUCCGCCCGUUCCCCCCUUUCCAGCGCUGGAGGAUCACGGCAGGAGCUCACCGGAUGAAGAAUUUCUGGGGGAGGCAGCUUCCCACAACCAGUUGCCGAGCCCUCCUUCGGAACGCAAGUUUUUGGAUCCGCCUGUUACACGAGAGCCGGAGACCACGGUCAUCAUUCCUGGCAUCGUGCCGCCGCCGUUACUCCCCGGCAAUGGCGCCCGCGACUGUUAUGGCUUCCGCAAGGCCACUCACCACGUUACCCUCGUCCAGUAUGAAGCAUGGCAUGCCCAGUAUAAGGAUUACACCUCUCAGCGAAGAAUCAAAUGGGUGGAGCUGCUUCGAGAGAAUCGGCUGCCUGUUACCGAUCCGACGACGUUUCCUCCCAAAUCGAACAAGGUCAAACGGUUCGUGCGCAAGGGCAUCCCAUCUGAGUAUCGCGGCGCAGCAUGGUUCUUCUAUGCGGGAGGCUACGAGCAUCUGAAUCGAAAUCCCGGCCUCUAUGAUCAGCUGGUUCGACAGUCGAUGGAGUCCCCUAGCAACGACGACAAGGAACACAUCGAACGUGAUCUGCAUCGGACCUUCCCGGACAAUAUCCAUUUCAAGCCGGAGAACGUCGACUCGGCCGCUAGCUCUGGUAGCAGCAACCCGAGACACGGUUCCGUCACGGUGGAAACGGAGAUGAUCCAGUCGCUGCGGCGCGUCCUGUAUGCCUUUGCUCUCCACAACCCGCAGAUUGGUUACACCCAGUCGUUGAACUUCAUCACCGGGAUGCUGCUGCUGUUUCUUCCGGAAGAGAAGACCUUCUGGAUGCUGCACAUCAUCAGUUCCGUCUAUCUCCCCAGCACGCAUGAGAUCAGUCUCGAGGGCGCCAACAUCGACCUGUGGAUUCUGAUGGUGCUGCUGAAGGAAUCGGCGCCCAACAUCUACAACAAGAUCGCCGGGAGUGGACCUGGCGCGGGGAGCGGGAAGGUGCCUGCCCUCACCGUCAGCUCGCGUCUGCCCGACAUCACGCUGGGGCUGACCAACUGGCUCAUGUCCGUCUUUAUUGGCACCCUGCCGCUGGAGACGACACUGCGAGUCUGGGAUGUGUUCUUUUAUGAAGGGUCCAAAACCUUCUUCCGGGUGUCGUUGGCGAUCUUCAAGUCGUGCGAGCAGGAUAUCAUGGGGGUGUCGGACCCGAUGGAGGUGUUCCAGGUGGUGCAAACGGUCCCGAAGCGGCUGUUGGAUGCGAAUUCGCUGAUCGACGAUUGCUUUGUCCGGCGACAUCGGGUCGGACAAGGGCGGAUUGAGGAACUCCGCGCGGCGCGACGGACGGCAGUGCGCCAGGAGAACAUGCGUCGGUCGCGGGCGAUGAACAUGGGCCAACUUCAGGCGGCGACGGACGACUGGGCGCAUGGGCGCUCGCGGACGCCGACGCAUGGGAUCGAGCGCAGCAUCGCGGAUUCCUGGCGCCACAUGAAGCGACACCAUGGCUUUCGAUGAAAGGGCGGGGAGGAGGGCGUUGAGGUUGCCCAGGCGGGCAUGCUAUGUAUUUAUUGAUACCCAGAUUAGCUUGAUUCUACACUCUUCGGCUGUUUACUCUUAUGGGGGGGGGGUUUGUGUGAUGCAGACGUCACUUGUUUGUUACUCGGUUCAUGACUGAUCAUUGCUGUUACACUGCUAAUACUUAAUGAAAGACCGGCAGGCAGACCAUGGUGUACUGUACAUACUAUACAUAGACAGAGACAGACACGACAGAGUGGCAAUUAAUGUUUCUUUUGUUUUGAUGACG